Messenger RNA from Dendrobium catenatum, 1509 nucleotides. Its product is annotated as zinc finger MYM-type protein 1-like. The coding region runs from base 1 to 1509 and encodes 502 amino acids. The record is from RefSeq and is a predicted model, not a curated record. The transcript is spliced from 2 exons. NCBI's taxonomy places the organism in Eukaryota, Viridiplantae, Streptophyta, Magnoliopsida, Asparagales, Orchidaceae.
AUGGACAAUGUUGUGAUCUCAUUUACAGGCUACCCCUCGGAUGGUCUUCGGGCAACCAGGGGUACGUAUGAUUCGUAUGGUUUAAACUUCUUGAGUUCUGGCUUUCGUGGUUGCUAUGGUUUUUGCGACUUGGUGGAUCUCCUCUUUCAGGCUGCUAUCAUUGCUCUGAUUUUGUUGCUAUCCAAUUUUUUAGGAAUCGCCUUCCAGCGACGACGCGUUUGGCCCUCUGUUCGCUCCUCCCAGAGGAAUCGCCUUCCACUUUAUCGACCUGUUCUCAGUUCUCUCCUCUCGCCGAAGCUUGAAUUGACCACGGCUUGUUCACUGUUUGACGGACGAAGGGCAAAGAUACGACCAUACGUCCAGACCUCCGAUCUGUUCGCCACAACUGCAUAUAAGACUCGUCUAAAUGCAUCGGUUGAUUGUGUGCGCUUUCUUUUAAGGCAAGGGCUAGCCUUUAGAGCCCAUGACGAGUCUGACACAUCCAGAAAUCAAGGGAAUUUUCUUCAAUUGUUGCACUUUUUAGCUGAACAUAACAAUGAGAUAAAUAAUGUGGUGCUAAAAAAUGCUCCAGAAAAUUUAAAGUUAACUGUACCAGAAAUUCAAAAGGAUAUCACUAGAGCUAUAUCGAUUUCAAUCACAGACUUUAUAAAGAAAGAAAUUGGAGAAAAUUACUUCUCUCUUUUGGUUGAUGAAGCACGCGAUAUUUCCUCAAAAGAUCAAAUGGCUAUUGUGGUUCGACUCAUUAACGAAGAAGGUCAGGUGGUUGAACGUUUUCUAGGCAUUAUUCAUGUUCCUGAUACAAUGGCUAGAAGUCUCAAAAAAUCCAUUGAAGAAUUGCUUUCAACUUAUGAUUUAAGUAUAUCCAAAUUAUGUGGUCACGGAUAUGAUGGAGCAAGUAAUAUGAGCGGGGAGUUUAAUGGGUUAAAGGCAUUAUUUCUCACUGAGAAUAAGGCAGCACAUUACAUUCAUUGCUUCUCACACCAGCUCCAGUUAGCCUUAGUAUAUGUUGCAAAAAAUCAUGUUCAAAUUACUCUCUUAUUCUCAGUAUUUUCAAAUAUGAUGAAUAUUGUCGGGGUUUCAUGCAAGCGACGUGACCAACUUCGAGAUAAGCAACGAGAGAAAACUUUAAUGGAAUUACAUAAUGGAGAACUAGUAACUGGACAAGGGUUGAAUCAAGAAAUAACUCUCAAGCGAGCAGGUGAUACACGAUGGGGAUCACAUUAUGAAUCAAUUAUUAGAUUGAUUACAAUGUUUUCCUCAGUUAUUGAUAUUCUAGAAGUGGUUGUUGAAGAUGAUAUCAGUUCUGAACAAAAAGGCGAGGCUUUCGCAUUAUUAGGGACAAUGCAAUCAUUCGAAUUUUUAUUCUGUUUACUAUUGAUGAAUGAUAUACUUGGUAUAACUGCUGAGUUAUCACAAGCUUUGCAAAGAAAAGAACAUGACAUUGUAAAUGCCAUAUCUUUGGUUCGAAUAUGCAAAAAUAGGCUGCAAGUUAUGAGAGAUAACAAAUGA